Molecule: messenger RNA, 757 nt
Organism: Glycine soja
Lineage: Eukaryota; Viridiplantae; Streptophyta; Magnoliopsida; Fabales; Fabaceae
Product: huntingtin-interacting protein K-like
Exons: 4
Coding region: 122-454 (110 amino acids)
Biological process (GO): protein stabilization; negative regulation of apoptotic process
Source: RefSeq, a predicted model, not a curated record
UUCCAGCGUUGCGCGUGGUGUAAGAAAUUUCCGUUCGUUAGUAAUACGAUGGCAAAAGUGUGCGCGUUCUGGAAUUGCAUUGAUUUUUGGGGGCAGAAAGCGUGAAUAGAGAGAGAGAGAAAUGGAAGGUGCAGACGAAGGAAUAGAGAGGGUUGUGGAUUCGAAGGACUUGCAGCAACAGAGCAAAGCUUUCGACAAGCUCACAGACCGCGUCGAGGAUCGCCAACUCGAUUCUUCUCGCGUCCAAGAGGCCAUGGCAUCAAUUGCUGCAUCUGCUGAAGCUGACUGGCAAGCCAUGCGUAUGAGGGAGAAAGAGUUAGCUGCUGUCAAGAUAAAUGCCGCUGAUGUUGACAUAAUUGCGAAUGAACUAGAGCUGGAUAAAAAGGUUGCUGAAAGGACCUUGCGUGAGCAUAAAGGUGAUGCAGUAGCUGCAAUCCGGCACUUGCUUCGCUAGAGUUGUGGGAAUGGAAGUGUCAAUGUUUAUCUCAGUCAUCUGAAUACCAAGACCUAAUUUUUGCUCAGAAAUCUUAUAGCUAUACAUUCCCUGUACUGAAACACGUGUUUAAAUGUUUACAGAAUUACUAUAUUCAUACAUCAAGUCUUUCUAGCUAACACUGGAAAGCAUAAAUUAUAUAAAGGAGCUAAGAAUAGAAUAGAUUAGCCAAGUUGUAUUGCAUUGUUCUGCUCUUAUGUUUGGUGCUGACCUUUAGACGAUACAUUGGGCUCAAUUCAAUCUAAGUAGUUAGAACCAAUAAAA